AUACCAAGCGCGUAAGCUAUAUAAAAGAUGAUGGAUCUCAGCCUCACUCAGAACAGAAUUGACACUGACCACUUUGGAAGUGGAUCCACUGGACUACUUCUCACCACACAGACAGACUAGAUAUGGGACUGAAUAGCGUUGAAAAACUGGUCACUGGUAAGAGGUGUGAGGGGAAGGGGGCAGGCGAGCACCUGUCAGGGGCGUGUUCAGAGAGUCUGUACGAGGCAGCCGUCAACCAGGAGAAGCAGGAUGGCCGGAGGUCACACAAAGACCUCAUCCCAGAGGAGAAUGAGAACAACACUCAGGAGGAGAUCACAGUUGUCAAUCUCAAUACAGACAAAUCAGGCCGGGUGAAGAUAGAGACCGUGGAUGACCUUUUCAACAUCUUGAAACUGAGGAAGAGGAGGAGGGAGAGGAAGGUGCAGAACAAGAAAGAACCUGAGCCAGAGAUCAUUCCCGACACAGUGGAUGAAGACACGUUCCUGAAAGCAGCAAUGGAGAAUAAGUUGCUUGUGAUUGAGAAGUACCUGUCAGGUGGAGGUGACCCCAACGUCAGUGAUCAUUUCCUAAGGACAGCGCUACACAAAGCCUCAUCUAAGGGCCAUGUGGAGGCUGUGAAGAGACUGCUGGAGGCUGGGGCUUCUAUUGAGAAGAAAGAUAGAUUGGACGCCACAGCAGUACACUGGGCCUGCAGGGGAGGCAGCCUGCCUACUCUGGAGCUGCUACUCAACGAAGGAGGGAGGUUCAACUCCAGAGACAAGCUGCGCAGCACUCCUCUCCACGUGGCAGUGAGGACUGGACAUUAUGAAUUAGCUGAGCACCUCAUCCAUUGUGGAGCAGAUGUCAACGCUAAAGACAGAGAUGGAGACACACCCAUGCACGAUGCUGUGAGGAUAAACCGAUUCAAAAUGAUCAGGCUGCUGAUGAUGUAUGGAGCCAGUCUUAAAACUAAGAACAGCGAAGGCAAGUUCCCUAGUGAGAUUCUUCUGGCUUGGCAGAGUGGUGCUAAAAACAUCCUGUGUAACGUCAACAAUGACAAAUCUGUCAAGUAGAGCAAUGACUGAGGUCUUGGGAAAAUCCACCCAAUGACUGAGGUCUUGGGGAAAUCCACCCAAUGACUGAGGUCUUGAGAAAAUCCACCCAAUGACUGAGGUCUUGGGGAAAUCCACCCAAUGACUGAGGUCUUGGGGAAAUCCACCCAAUGACUGAGGUCUUGGGGAAAUCCACCCAAUGACUGAGGUCUUGGGGAAAUCCACCCAAUGACUGAGGUCUUGGGGAAAUCCACCCAAUGACUGAGGUCUUGGGGAAAUCCACCCAAUGACUGAGGUCUUGGGGAAAUCCACCCAAUGACUGAGGUCUUGGGGAAAUCCACCCAAUGACUGAGGUCUUGGGGAAAUCCACCCAAUGACUGAGGUCUUGGGGAAAUCCACCCAAUGACUGAGGUUUUGGGAUAAUCCACCCAAUGACUGAGGUCUUGGGAAAAUCCACCCAUUCAUUCAGAUGAUCAUUAAUAUGUGAUACUGAUUGAUUUGUUGAAUGCUGAUAUUGCUGGCCAGUAUUAGGGCUGUAGCUUCCAUCCAUUUUGAUUUUGUUUACAGUGCUACAGUAUAUUUAGUUUGAACAUUUGUUGGAGGAAAUUAUAGUUGAAAUGAUUAAUUAUGUAUACAUUUCUUUAAGAACCAUUUAUUUUAAUACUAUUAUGUUAUGGUAUGAAAUGUAUGGGUUCUUGGUUAAGCUGUUACUGAAAAUGUAAGUAAAACAAAUUAAUUGUCUGUACCUUUCGGGUUUAAGGGAGAAAGGAGGGCAUAUAUCUUUUCAGACAGAUAAGAAUGUUUGUUUGAUGUUCCAUUAGUGGAGAAAAGUAUAUCUUUUAGACAGAUUGGAAUGUUUGUUUUAUGAGGGGAGUAGAAGACAUGUCCAGACCUGAAGACACUGCGCUAUUGUGGGGAUCGGAGAGAGUGUGUGAAACUGAUGACGUCAUUUUAUGUUCUCUCUAAAAUCAAAUGCUCUUUGUAUUUUGGGUCAGUACUCACUUGAAUUAAUCGCUAUUACCUGACUUUUAAGACUGGUCUCGAUCUAUUUCAUGCAUAAUUAAUACAUUUACAACUUAUUAAUGAAAUAGAGAGAGUGCGAAUUUGGUUUUGGCUACAAAACAUAUAGGAAUUUAGAAUUCCUCUAACAACAUUCAAAUAAGUUUUAACCAAAACUAGUUUCUGGUUACAUUCAGCUGUUUAAACACACAGACAGAAGUGAUAACAGUGAGCUGGUAAGGAAAGUUGUUGUUGGUUAAGAGGAUGUUUUGAACAGGAAAUCGUUUGAGUAAUAUUUUUGAUGUUUUUUAGAAGAGAUUCUGGAAUGCAAAGCAUCAAGAGAGCUCACUGAGUUUUUUAUGUAUUGUAAAGUUCAUCGGUAUAUUUUGCUUGUUAUUUAUUGUUCAAGUCAAUAAAACAAUCUUAUGUUUUA
This is a messenger RNA of Oncorhynchus tshawytscha (Chinook salmon), 2463 nucleotides long. RefSeq names its product ankyrin repeat domain-containing protein 1-like. NCBI's taxonomy places the organism in Eukaryota, Metazoa, Chordata, Actinopteri, Salmoniformes, Salmonidae. Gene Ontology annotation, cellular component: nucleus. Bases 123 to 1052 code for a protein of 309 amino acids. The record is from RefSeq and is a predicted model, not a curated record. Gene Ontology annotation, biological process: regulation of transcription by RNA polymerase II. Gene Ontology annotation, molecular function: RNA polymerase II-specific DNA-binding transcription factor binding. The transcript has 9 exons.